Messenger RNA from Ipomoea triloba (trilobed morning glory), 583 nucleotides. RefSeq lists its product as uncharacterized. Bases 257 to 583 code for a protein of 108 amino acids. The record is from RefSeq and is a predicted model, not a curated record. The transcript has 3 exons. Lineage: Eukaryota; Viridiplantae; Streptophyta; Magnoliopsida; Solanales; Convolvulaceae.
UAAUGACAAUGAAAGCUAUUUUGCCUGGGAUGAAAAGGUAGACCCGCAUUCAACCUUUAUCAGAAUUUUUGCAACGGGUGAAAUUUCAGUAGCGGUCAAACAUGAUAGAAACUUAACAAGAGCAUCAAUUAACUGUGAUCAUAAUGGUACUUACUAUUCCAACGUGGGGUGCGUAAGAUCAUCCAAUUGUAGUGCUGGAGACAGGUUCCGUUCAACUACUGGUUUUAUCGGAUGGGAACUACAGUUACAUGAUAUCAUGCUUGGUGACUGCAAUGAAAUGUGUGUAAACAAUUGUUCUUGCAACGCCUAUGCUACACUUGAAUCUGAUGGAACAGGCUGCAAGUUUUCUUCUUCCACUGCUUACCGUUACGUGUCUAAUGGGGGCGAAACUUUUUACAUUCGAGAUGCAAAAACAGCAAAGCAAAGCCAUCGUCCUCCACCUCGAUAUCCUGCUCCUGCUUUGACAAGGAGAAGGUCACACCACAGAAGAACAACAAUUGUAGCUGCUCUUACAGUAACGUUGCUUGUGACACUUGCUGUGGUUUUCCUAGUAUGGUAUAUGAAUCGAAGAAAAUGNUCCUAA